GUCCUCCGCGCUCCCACAAUCCUUAGCUCCUUCCGUCGCCCAUGGUCACCUGUCCGUUCUUCCGGUGGCGAUGGCUGCGGCCGUGGCUGCGAAGCUGCGAGGGGGUCUCCUGCCCCAGGCGGGUUGGCUGCCCACCCUCCAGACCGUACGCCAUGGCUCCAAAGCUGUGACCCGCCACCGUCGUGUCAUGCACUUUCAGCGGCAGAAGCUGAUGGCUGUAACUGAGUAUAUCCCCCCAAAGCCUGCCAUAAGCCCCAGAUGUCUACCACCUCCACCCAAGCCCCCCAAGGAGGAGUCAGCUCUCAUCCGGCUCCUUCGUCAGGAGAUAGCAGUGGUGUUCCGAGACAACCGAAUGAUUGCUGUCUGCCAGAAUGUGGCCAUGAGCACGGAGGACAAGCUUCUUAUCCGGCACCAGCUGCAGAAACACAAGAUCUCGAUGAAGAUCUUCCCCAACGAGGUUCUGAGGCCCUUUCUGAAGGAAUCCAAGUACCAAAAUCUGCUGCCCCUUUUUGUGGGGCACAACCUGCUGCUGGUCAGUGAAGAGCCCAAGGCCAAGGAGAUGGUGCGGAUCCUAAAGAGUGUGCCUUUCAUGCCAUUGCUAGGUGGCUGCAUCGAUGACACCAUCCUCAGCAGAGAGGGAUUCAUCAACUACGCUAAGCUGCCCAGCCUGACCCUGCUGCAGGGGGAGCUGGUAGGGGGGCUCACACUCCUCACAACCUACACCCACUCCCUGCUUCGGCACCAGCCUAUCCAGCUGACUGCCCUGUUGGAUCAGUACGUCACACAGCAACAAGCGGGGGAUUCUGUCGUGUCGGCCAGUGGGAAGGCAGAUCCUCCUGAUGCUGCUCCAGACUCCUAGCUAGCCUGUUUGAUGUAGCACCGCCCCUAAGUACGCUUUGGCCCUAGUGCCUGUGCUGCCCUCCUGCCGAGCUGUGGAAGAACUUGGGGCAAGGGAUUGGCACAUGUGACUGGGCUUUCAGUCAGGAUGACCUCCUUGGGUACAGGACCACUUGAAAAUGUGGAAAAGUCCCAUUUCAGAAUGAGGGUGGGGCUGGGGAGAUGGCUUGGAGGUUAAAGGCAUUUGCUUACAAAGCCUGCUGGUCUGGGUUCAGCUCCCCUGUCGCUCAUGCAAAGCCAGAGUUUGGUGUUAGUUUGCAGCAGCAAGAGACCCUGGCAUGCCCAUACACACACACCAACAUGAGCGUAUGUGUAAAUAAAUGAAAAUAAAAAGAAGGAAGGCUGUUCCCUGUCUCUUGUUUCACUUAUCACUUGUCCUUAGUUUUUCUAACUUGGGGCCUGGUAAGAGCAAAGUCUCCUUCAGUUUUCCAGGUACAAGGCAAAGGCUGAGGAGGAUCCUGCCCUACCCUUCUUGUCUGCGCUUGCGCUGUGUGAUACAACCUGCCCCAAAAUACCACUGAGGAAUUAAAUUGAAAGGUACCUCUUGAAAGCUACUGUGGGCCAGGCUUCAUGCUAAACACAUACAUAUGUCGGCUCCUUUAUUUGUAAGUGGCAGAAUAGGGACUUGAAUCAGGUUUUCUGUUUUGAAACCCUGAAUUUCCACAUGAGAGCUUGCUCAUUGGGUGCCUGGUGGGCUCAGAUGUUUGAGUCCCACCCAUGGGGUGUGCUGUAUUGUGAAAAGGAUGAGAACACUUUCUGGUAAAAUAAAAAAUGCAUUCUGCAGACUCUUGUUUACACAA
Jaculus jaculus (lesser Egyptian jerboa) is the source of this 1697-nucleotide messenger RNA. It is a transcript of the gene Mrpl10, whose product is annotated as mitochondrial ribosomal protein L10. Gene Ontology annotation, cellular component: mitochondrial large ribosomal subunit. The coding region runs from base 71 to 859 and encodes 262 amino acids. Gene Ontology annotation, biological process: translation. The record is from RefSeq and is a predicted model, not a curated record. Gene Ontology annotation, molecular function: structural constituent of ribosome. The transcript has 5 exons. Lineage: Eukaryota; Metazoa; Chordata; Mammalia; Rodentia; Dipodidae.